Molecule: messenger RNA, 816 nt
Organism: Penicillium malachiteum
Lineage: Eukaryota; Fungi; Ascomycota; Eurotiomycetes; Eurotiales; Aspergillaceae
Product: putative dephospho-CoA kinase
Exons: 1
Coding region: 1-816 (271 amino acids)
Biological process (GO): coenzyme A biosynthetic process
Molecular function (GO): dephospho-CoA kinase activity; ATP binding
Source: RefSeq, a predicted model, not a curated record
AUGCUCAUAAUUGGGUUGACAGGCUCAAUAGCCACUGGCAAAUCCACAGUAUCCACGAUCCUCUCAUCACAACCUUACAACCUCCCUAUCAUCGAUGCCGAUAUCCUAGCCCGCAAAGUUGUCGAACCAGGCACAGCAGGCUACAAUGAAAUCGUCAACUACUUCGGUCCUAAUACCCCCAAUCUCCUUCUCGAUGACCCUGCAACAAAUACACCACAAGGUCAACCCCUUAACAGACCCGCGCUAGGCCGGCGCGUCUUCGGCUCAACGGAAGAGCGCAAACGCGAUCGCCAGGUUCUAAAUGGCAUUAUUCACCCCGCGGUACGAUGGGAAGUCUAUAAGGCUCUUAUUUACCACUACCUACGUGGUCAAUGGGCUGUCGUACUAGAUGUCCCUCUUCUCUUCGAAAGUGGCAUGGAUCUUAUCUGUGGAACUGUUAUCGUCGUCGGUGUUCAUGACCCCGCUGUUCAAAUGUCCCGACUCCGAGCUCGCGAUGCACAUCUUACCGCGGAAGAUGCGGAGAAUCGUGUCCGUUCCCAGGGUGAUAUAAGGGUCAAGGCGGCACAGGCCGAGUUCCGUGGAACGGCUUCGGGGCGUGGCGUUGUGGUUUGGAAUGAUGCUGAUAGGAGUGAGUUGGAGCGUGCGGUUAAAGAUGCUAUGUCUAGUAUCAGGGCGACUAGUCCACGUUGGUGGGCUUGGGCUUUACUUAUUGCGCCACCGGUUGGAUUUGGGGUCGCGGCGUGGAAUUUGGUCGUUAAUUUCGCGACGCAGAAGGGUUGGGAGAGGAAGAAGAAUGAGGAGAAGGCGAAAUUGUAG